Molecule: messenger RNA, 2076 nt
Organism: Nelumbo nucifera (sacred lotus)
Lineage: Eukaryota; Viridiplantae; Streptophyta; Magnoliopsida; Proteales; Nelumbonaceae
Product: cytochrome P450 CYP73A100-like
Molecular function (GO): oxidoreductase activity, acting on paired donors, with incorporation or reduction of molecular oxygen; iron ion binding; monooxygenase activity
Source: RefSeq, a predicted model, not a curated record
CUCCCUCAACCUUCUAACCAACACACACACACACACACUUUCUUUCUCUACUCCUCUCAGGCUCUGGAGUUGCAGAAGACAUGGAUAAGCUUGUUAACAAGUCCAUCUCCUUAGUACUUCUCACAAUAAUGUUUCUAUCAUCUACCAAGUUCUUAUUCUUCUACUUAUCUAUCCCUUUCCCUUCAACCUUGAUCUCAAUUACUCUCCCUCUCCUCCUCUUCAUCAUCUCCUUCAUCACCUCAAACAAGAAAGGCAACCUUCCCCCCGGCCCAAUCUCCUUCCCAAUCUUCGGCCACUGGCUUCAGGUUGGCGAUGACCUCAACCACAGGUUCCUUGCCUCCUUGUGCCAGAAGUUUGGCCGCAUUUUCUUACUCAAACUGGGCGCCAGGAACUUGGUUGUGGUCUCCGAUCAAGAGCUUGCCAGCGAAGUCUUACACACACAGGGCGUCGAAUUCGGAUCCCGGCCACGGAACGUCGUCUUCGACAUAUUCACCGGCAAUGGGCAAGACAUGGUGUUCACAAUCUACGGCGACCACUGGCGGAAGAUGCGCCGGAUAAUGACGCUCCCCUUCUUCACUAACAAAGUCGUCCAUCAAUACAGUGAUAUGUGGGAGGACGAGAUGAACUUGGUUGUGAAGGAUCUGUACAACAACCAGAAGGUUAGAGAAGAAGGAAUCGUGAUCAGGAGGCGUCUGCAGUUGAUGCUCUACAACAUUAUGUACAGGAUGAUGUUCGACACCAAGUUUACAUCACAGGAGGACCCCUUGUUCAUCCAGGCCACCAAGUUUAACUCCGAGAGAAGCCGACUGGCCCAGAGCUUUGACUACAACUAUGGAGAUUUCAUUCCUUUCCUCAGGCCCUUCUUGAGAAGAUACCUGAACAAGUGUAGGGAGUUGCAGUCGAAGAGGUUGGCAUUUUUCAACAACUAUUUCGUGGAGAAGAGAAGGGAAAUAAUGGCUGCCAAUGGAGACAAGCAUAAGAUAAGCUGUGCAAUUGAUUACAUAAUAGAUGCUCAGGUGAAGGGAGAAAUAAGCGAAGAUAAUGUGCUUUACAUCGUGGAGAACAUCAAUGUCGCUGCCAUAGAGACAACCCUGUGGUCAAUGGAGUGGGCCAUUGCUGAGCUGGUUAACCAUCCAACCGUCCAGCACAAGAUCCGAGAAGAAAUUGCCACCGUCCUUAAGGGAGCUCCAGUCACAGAAUCUAACCUAAGCCAACUACCUUACCUACAAGCCACAGUGAAGGAGACGCUGAGGUUGCACACCCCAAUUCCCUUGCUAGUACCGCACAUGAACCUGGAAGAGGCCAAGCUGGGUGGUUACACCAUCCCCAAGGAAACAAAGGUGGUCGUGAAUGCUUGGUGGCUCGCCAACAACCCGGCAUGGUGGAAGAACCCAGAAGAAUUCCGGCCGGAGAGGUUCCUGGAGGAGGAAGGAGGCAUUGAUGCAGUGGCCACCGGCAAGGUGGAUUUCAGAUACUUGCCCUUCGGCGUUGGCCGGCGUAGCUGCCCCGGCAUCAUACUUGCAUUGCCAAUCCUUGGGCUGGUGAUUGCGAAAUUGGUUACCAACUUUGAGCUCAAGACUCCAAAGGGGGUGAAGGCCAUCGACGUGAGUGAGAAAGGAGGACAGUUCAGUCUGCACAUUGCCAACCACUCGACAAUCGCUUUCCAGCCAGUCGAGGCCUGAUAUCUGCUCCCAAGUUAGACGGAAAGGUUAUAGACAAUGAAAUUAUUCACCUUGGUUUGUUGGUGCAUUCGAUUGCUUCAAAAUAAUGUAUCUUUCUUUCUUUCUUUUUCUUUUUAAUUUUCUAAACAUUGUAAUGUACUUGAUCAACGAGGGAUCUUGCUUAUUGUCGGCACAAAAAGAAUCUUGUUUGUCCAUUAGUUUUAGGAAACUGUUAUGGCCUACCCAAAGAGUACUAUCAUAAAUUCAUCUAGAAUUUGAACACCCAACUCACUAACCCGAUUAUGGUCGAGCCAAAUCUGGUUCGAUAUUACUAGUUGGGGUCGAGUUGAGUCACCCAUUUGUAUGCCCGGUCCAUUGCCAUCUAUAUUAUGUCAACUGUUAUUCUUGCUUACUA